AUGGACGAGAAACAGGAGUAUUGCCGAAAAGAGAACGAGAUCAGCAAGUUGCGCGGUCUGGCCCUCGCCUCCGUCGCCAUCACCGCCUUCGCCAUCGGCACCUCGAUCCUCAUGCUCCCGAUUUUGUUCAGUCAUGCCCAGACCGUCCAGUCGGCUCUCGAGCAUGAACUCCAAUUCUGCGCUCUCCGAUCUCACGAUCUUUGGGAUGAACUUCACAAGGUAAGCGACAAUAAUACUGAAAAAUAAUUUGCUAAAUAAUGAAAAAACCUUCAGGUCGAGAUGAUCAGCGGAAAGAACAGCAGAGUGAAGAGACAGUACGUGACUGGACCAGUCGGAGGAGGUUAUGGCGGCGGACACGGUGGAUACGGAGGUGGUUACGCCCAGAGACCAUUCGUCCAGCAGCCGGCUCCAGUAUACCGCCCGGCGGCUCCAGUUUAUCAGCCACAGCCUCAAGUAUCCUCUUCCAUUUGCAUCUUCGGACCACCAGGACCGCCAGGAUUCCCAGGAUCCGAUGGUCAGCCGGGAAGAGACGGAGAGGCCGGAGCGCCGGGACAACCGGGAAGAGACGCGGCCGGAGGAUACGCUCCGACUCCUGCAAAUGAUUGCCAGACUUGUGCACCGGCCAGGCAAGGACCACCCGGACCACCAGGACCACGUGGAGCUCCGGGACAGAACGGACAGCCGGGACAAGCCGACACUACCUCGAUUACCGGACCACCAGGACCACCAGGACCAGCCGGACAGCCAGGAAACGACGGAACUCCAGGACAACCAGGAAAGCCGGGAGCUGCGGGACAAGUCAUCGCAGGACCGGGAACCGUUGGAGCACCAGGACUGCCAGGACCUGUUGGACCGGCUGGACCAGACGGUCGUCCGGGAUCUGGAUCUGCUGGUCUGGCUGGACCUCAAGGACCGCCAGGAGACGAUGGACAGCCAGGACAGCCGGGAGCAGCGGGACAGAACGGAGGGCCGGGACAAGAUGGAUCUUCCGGAGGAUCCGGAUCUUGCGAUCACUGCCCACCACCUCGUGUUGCGCCAGGAUAUUGA
Molecule: messenger RNA, 1047 nt
Organism: Caenorhabditis sp. 36 PRJEB53466
Lineage: Eukaryota; Metazoa; Nematoda; Chromadorea; Rhabditida; Rhabditidae
Source: the annotation of a GenBank genome assembly